Molecule: messenger RNA, 5680 nt
Organism: Labrus mixtus (cuckoo wrasse)
Lineage: Eukaryota; Metazoa; Chordata; Actinopteri; Labriformes; Labridae
Gene: knl1
Product: kinetochore scaffold 1
Exons: 28
Coding region: 221-5617 (1798 amino acids)
Biological process (GO): attachment of spindle microtubules to kinetochore; protein localization to kinetochore; cell division
Cellular component (GO): nucleus
Source: RefSeq, a predicted model, not a curated record
CAGUGGAUUCUCCAAGCGGCGCAUUUCCUCGAUUUUAAAAGCGCCGCGUAAAUCGAUUAGGUUACCUGAGCCAGAGCAACAGGAAAACGUGGUGGAGUGUGCCAAAUCUGUGGAAAAGAGAAAUUCAAGAAGAGUCAGUUUUGCCCCUGCGAACGAUGUUCUUCUGUUUUCAAAGGAUGUAAAAAAUGUCUCUCCUGCUCGAAGUCCUUUACAAGACUUAAUGACAACAGCAGCGGCAGACACACAAAAUAGGGUCCAGUAUGUUGUCACAGAAGAUGGGAUUCAACAAAUCACAGGAAUGGACACCCUGUUGAGUGCUCCUCUACAUACUACUCGCCAAAGGGAUACGGUCAACUUUGAUGCUGGGCUUGGAUUUGGGGAGAAAACAGUGUUGUUUUCUACGGAUGAUGCACUCAUGGACAUGACCCAAAGUCACACUAUAAACAUAGCCAGGGAUGAGGACUUACUUGCAGAUAUCUCCCUGCAAAACUACCAUAUUUUACCAACCGGAGGAGAGAAAACGGUGAUAUCUGUGAACGGUGGAUCCAUGGGUAUGACCGUGAAUCAUCCAGUUAACAUGCCAAGUGGCUCAGCAACUCUACCCACCAGCAGAAACAUGGAUAUAAGAGCAGAGAAGAAAAACACAUCAUCAGCUGUGCCUUCUGUGGAUCCUGAAUUUGAAAACUUCCUUGCAAAUCUCUCCAAGCCAAGUCGCCCCAUCGUAAACCCUGCAAUCACCAGAACAGCGCCUCCAGCUGGAGCAUCCUCUGGACAGUCGAACAGCUCCCUUUCUCGGAUCAAAACACAACAAGCUGAUGUGGAUAAAGAAAACCAAGUUCCUUCUUCUGUUUCAGCGUUUAUGGAGAAGACGUUAAAUAUGCCCAGUGUACUCUAUCCAGAGGAUGACGUGAGCAUGGAUAUGACGGGAGCUCAGACAGGCCGUAUUCAGGCUUUCACUGAUGAUGAUGAUGAUCCAUUCCAGUGCCUUUUUCCCUCACAAGAAAUGUACUCCCACCUUGACAACAGAGCGUCACAGACGACAGUGAAGAGUAAACAACAGCAGAGCAGGAAAACACUGCCAUCAUCCAACUCUACAGAUAUGACGUCCCUGAGGAAUUCUUCUCUACGUGCUUCUCUUCCAGGGCAACGGGUCAACCUUGACUCAAAAGAUGAACACAGAGAGAAAACCAUUGUGUUCACUGCAGGUGAUGACUUUAUGGACAUGACUCAGAGUCAGACUGUAAACAUCGCCAGUGGUUCAUUUCCCCCACAGAAUAAAAAUGUGGCCGUGCUUCAGACUGGUAGAAAAGUAGACCAUUCUUUAUCACUGAAGGAGAGAAAAACUGACGGCUCGUCAACCAAUGGUGUGGACGUAGGACUUAAAAGCUUCCUAGCAAGUCUCUCCAAACCAAGCGGCCCAAGUGCCAACCCUGUGAACGUCCGGAUGGUUCCUCCUACUGCAGCAGCCUCCAAGAACUGUGGAGAAACAUUUAGAGGAGAUGCAAUCCGUGGAAUGGAAGUUCAGACCAGCCCCAUCAUGGGACCGGCGGGCUCAGAUGACCCUUUUCAAUUUCUUUUACCCACUAAAGACAUGCAGCCGAACAGUGGCAGUCUGCAUAGUGCAAAGAUGACCUCAGGACGGAAGAACAGUAAAGUACAAGGAUCGUUUAAUCAUGCAGGUAUGGGUACUUCAUUGGAGCCAUCUUUAAAGACAAAGGGUCAAAGAAAUCUGGUCAGAGUGGAUUUUGAAGAUGACGGCGGGGAGAAAACAGUGAGAUUUACUGCCGAUGAUGCAGCUAUGGAUGUGACAAGAAGUCACACAGUGAACAUUGCCAAUGAUGUUAUCCAGCAGCCACGCCAACAUGUGGACUAUUCACCUGCCUGUGGAGAGAAAACAGUAAGGUUCACUGCAAAUGAUGCAGCCAUGGAUGAGACAAGAAGCCACACUGUAAAUAUUGCAGCUAGUUUGGAACCGCACAAAAGAGUGGACUCCUUACCUAAUUGUGGAGAGAAGACAUUGAGGUUCACUGCAAAUGAUGCAGCCAUGGAUGAGACAAGAAGCCACACUGUAAAUAUUGCAGCUAAUUUGGUACCAGAACAACAACAAAAAGCAGACUUCUUACCUACUUGUGGGGAGAAGACAUUGAGGUUUACUGCAGACGAUGCAGCUAUGGAUGUGACGAGAAGUCACACUGUAAAUAUCGCUGCCAAUCUGGAACCGUACCUUCAACAAAAAGUUGACCUCUUACAUUCUUCUGGAAAGAUGACACUGAGGUUGCCUGCCAAUGAAGCGGCAAUGAAUGUAAGAAGAAGCCACACAGUCAAUUUUGCCACCAAUUCGGAACUCCAACAAAAAGUGGACAACUUACCUUCUGAUGAGAAGACAUUGAGGUUCUCUGCGAAUGAUGCAGGCAUGGAUGUAACCAAGUGCCUCACUGUAAAUAUUUCCACCAAUGUGGAACCACAACUACAACAAAAAGUGGGCUUCUUACCGACUUCUGGAGAGAAUACAUUGCGGUUUGAAACUGAUGCGACCAUGGAUGUCACACAAUGCCACACAGCAAAUAUUGCCACCAGUUUUGGAGCACAGUCCCACCAAUAUGUGGAUGUUUUGCCAAAUUUUGGAGAGAAAACACUGACGUUUGCCGCAGACGAUGCAGCCAUGGAUGUAACCCAGUGCAUCACCGGAAAUAUUGCAAGCAUUUCACUUCCAGAUCCAGUUCUUUUAAACAAAGAAUCCAACAUUGUAUCCACUCAGGAAAACAAGGACUUUAAGAGUAAUGAAAUUGAACCAUGUCAGCAGCGCAGAAAUAGUUCUCUAACAACACACACUUUGGAUCAAGGAUUUAAAAAGUCCCUGUCCAAAACUGGGGGCUCCUCGGCGUAUACUGACAUAACCAAGGUGGCCUCUCAAGAAACUGAGACACCAGAUGGUUUCCCAAACCAAUGCAAAACCCAGAAAAAUGAUGUGGAUACAGAAAUAGUGGCUUUUGAUUCAGUUACUAUUGAGAAGCAAGUAAAUGAAACCAUGAGAGAAGAAGAUGGAAACAUGGAUAUGACUGAGGCUCAAACAGGCAACAUUCUAAGACAAACACGUACAGAUGAAUCACCUCCAGGCUUUUCAUCCACUCAGGACAUGAACCCUGACUCUGACCAUUUCAGGAAAACAGAAAUGACUUUCCAGACCAAUGAAGCACCAGGAUCAUCCAACGCUGAUAGUGUGAACAUCACAAACCGUCCAACUCCUCUUGAUUCCAAUGAAAGUGACACAUGGAAAGAAGAUGAACCAAGAAAUCAAACUUGCUCUUUGUCAGAGAAGAUUGAAAGUUCGCCUGCUGCUGUUGACCAUGAUGUUGAUGCAGCGCCUUCACGAAAGUCUAGAAGGAGGAGCAUAGCUGAUCUUCAAUCAAAACUAAGACGUUUGAGCCAUUUGAUGAAUACAAACCCUGAUGCUGUUACCAUGGAAAGCUCCACUGCCCCCUUGCCUAUGCCAGAGCACAGCUUGGAGAAAAGCCUGAAAGACAAAACAAAAUCCCUAGAGGUUAUGGAGUCUGAACUGGAAUGUGAUCUGAUAAAUGCAGAUGAAAAUAUACAAGCUCAGCGUCUUCUGCAAGAACAGCCCUCUUCUCCUGCCGCAACUCCAUUCAACCUGAAGACUAAACAACUCAUGUCAAGACUCUCAGUCGGAGGCUUUAAGGCGAAACUCCCCCAAAGAACCAAACCUGAUGAAUCAAAGAAGGUCAAUUCUGUUGGAGAGCAUACAAGGACAAUGACCGUAAAUGUCACUAAUCAACUGAGCAACUUCGACGCUGAUGUGAGUGACAUCAACGAUGAGGAACUUGGUAGCUGCGAAGACAUGUCAGAAAUGAUCGACACAAGGACUCCUCAGAAAGUCACAGAAAAAGGCAGUUUCUCUCAGAAGUCAAACAUGGAGGAAAGUUUAGAGGAUGAUGUGUUCGAACAAGACUCUAUUAGUCCCGUCUGUGGAAACAAGCGACCUUUGCCAGUAGAUGAGAAUAAUGCAGGGGAGUAUGAGAAGAGGAUGAAAGCAUCCGCUGAGACGCUCGCUGAUGUUGAAGAGGUAUAUCAGUCUCAUGUAGACAUAGCUGCAGAGAGUGACGGUAACAUGACUACAGCUCCAAGCAUGACAACACAGCACACGGAUUUCUCCAACAGCAGUCACACAGCCAGCAGAUGUGAAGCUACUUUUGAAUCAACUUUCAAACACAGCAUGUUUGAAUCACAGCUUGAAGACUACGCCAACGAUGUACAGAGGAAGUUCGAUGAUGGCUCCAUAACAGUGAUAGAGUUCCUCAAACUCUUCAACAUCGACUUUGUCAUCCAUAAUCCUCGGCAAAGUGUCCUCCCUGGCAGACUUUUGACAGACACUGAUCGCACACCGAUUGAUUUACUCAAAGACAGGCAUAUCAACCGUCCUAAACAGAGUGUGUACGAGACCAACAUCCUUGAACUGACAGGAAAAGUGGAAGAGUUGAAGGGGCGAAUGCGGGACCUGGACAAACCACUGCGGGUCGUUAAUGAAGCUUUAUGGGAAGAAAUGAGAAACGUUUCAGAGAAGGAUCUCAAAUAUUUUGGUGCCAAACUGAAAGAGAGAAACAACCUGUUCAGAAAGACGAGCAAAGUCAAGUCACAUGAGAUGAAGGAGGUCUUGUACUCGCAACUUGUGCAGGCAAAUCUGGAGGAGCAGCAGAAGUUGAGAGGACGGAUCGAGAAAGCGGACGAGAUGAUACAAAGUCUGGAUGACUGCAUUCAUGAGUUAGAAACAGAAAUGUCUGCAGUCGAAGAAAAGGGAACGGAAGACACACCAAGUUUGAGGUCACUCCAGGAAGAGCUGCAGGUUGUCACUGACACGCUGGCAGAUAAAGACAGACUAAUAUCAGAGCUGGAGAUGCAGAACACGCAGAACUCAAGUAAACUGAACAGGCUGAUCGCUGAGACGAGGAACCAUGAGAGCCACGUGGACGCUCUGAAGACGUUGAAUGAAUGGAAGUUUGGAGAGAGGAGAGACGACUGUACAGUCUACACCUUUCUUCAUGACACCUUCCAUCUCGAGCUGCUGUAUGACAAAUCCAACGAAGAUGAAGCUCAAAAUCAAUCGGAGAGGAAGAUAUCCCACAUCGUGUUCAACCUUCACCUCGAUGAUGAGAAGUCUCAUGACCACGCUCGCCUCGUCCACAAACUGCUCUCUGGGUACAUCGAAGGAGAAACUUCCUGGGUGGAGAAGUAUCCGACGAGCAAACACGUUCCAAAGCUGCUCCACGAUGUGAGUCACGUUGUGAGUCACUGUCGCCUGCUGGGGGAGGAGCUGCGUCUGCUCAAAAUGUGGGGGGGUCUGAGGCUUGAUAUUCUUGACAUCAGCUGUGUGGACACUCAAGUGCACAUUGUCUUCAGCAGUCUCAAGAAGUUUUCCAAGUUUGAGGUGAUCUUCUCUGUCAGCCUGAAUGACCAACUCUGUGUCCUUGGAGUGCAGAGCUUUAAAAACCUGAUCGGAAGCACGACGAUUGAACAGAUUGAAGAGAUUGUGGCAUCGUUCAGUCCAACCAGGAAACACUUGACAAAGAUUGUCAAAAAGAUUCAUGAAAAUCUGCUCUGCUGAGACCAGGAUGUAAAAUAAAAAUGUUCAGGAAAAAAAUCAAUAUAUUAACUGGCUUUUAUGUUG